Molecule: messenger RNA, 735 nt
Organism: Saccharomyces kudriavzevii IFO 1802
Lineage: Eukaryota; Fungi; Ascomycota; Saccharomycetes; Saccharomycetales; Saccharomycetaceae
Gene: TAF14
Product: TATA-binding protein-associated factor TAF14
Exons: 2
Coding region: 1-735 (244 amino acids)
Biological process (GO): regulation of transcription by RNA polymerase II; chromatin remodeling
Cellular component (GO): Swr1 complex; NuA4 histone acetyltransferase complex
Molecular function (GO): histone binding
Source: RefSeq, a predicted model, not a curated record
AUGGUAGCAACAGUAAAAAGAACUAUCCGCAUAAAGACCCAACAACAUAUCCUACCAGACGUUCCACCAGUAGAGAAUUUCCCUGUUCGCCAAUGGAGUAUAGAGAUAGUAUUAUUAGAUGAAGAAGGUAAAGAAAUUCCAGCGACAAUUUUCGAUAAAGUUGUUUACCAUCUGCACCCAACUUUCGCUAAUCCUAAUAGAACGCUUACUGAUCCACCGUUCAGGAUUGAGGAACAAGGAUGGGGCGGUUUUCCAUUAGAUAUAAGCGUUUUCUUGUUAGAGAAAGCAGGUGAACGUAAAAUACCACAUGAUUUAAAUUUUCUUCAAGAGAGUUAUGAGGUUGAACAUGUCAUUCAAGUUCCUCUCAAUAAACCACUUUUAAGCGAAGAACUUGCGAAAAGUGGGUCUGUUGAAGAAACAACAGCCAAUGCAAACACUGCUGGGAAAAGAAAAACCACUACAAGUACAAACACCGAACCAAAGGCGAAGAGGGCUAAGACUGGCAGUGCAUCCACCGUGAAGGGCAGUGUGGACUUAGAGAAAUUAGCAUUCGGAUUGACUAAGCUAAAUGAAGAUGACUUGGUUGGCGUUGUUCAAAUGGUUACUGACAACAAGACACCUGAAAUGAAUGUGACGAAUAAUGUUGAAGAAGGUGAAUUUAUAAUUGAUUUGUAUAGUUUACCUGAAGGAUUAUUGAAAAGUUUAUGGGAUUACGUCAAGAAAAACACUGAGUAA